CCAUGUCCAGAGAGCCCUGACCUACUUGUCUCCCUCCCACUCUCAACCCUCCCAGUCUUGCUCAAACCUCUCCACAUCAUGCCUCAACUUCGGAGCAUUUGAACUCUGAGCAGUGGGUCGCUUUCGCCUCACGCACACCCCACCUAGGCAGGCCCAGUCAAAGGUCCCCUCACAGGGACCACCUUUUUUUCCCUGGGAUCCCGCGCUUCCGCCUCCGGGGCGGAGACUCCUCCCCUAGUAGUUCCAGUUGUGUUCCCUAGAAGAGCAGCCGGGACCGGCAAGAAGCCGGGACCUCCCCCUCGUUCCAGGAACUGCCGCGCAGUGGGCACUUCAGCCCUGGAGGCCUCGAGCCCCACCCGGGUGAAGGCGGCUGCGCGGCUUCAGCACCACGGACAGCGUUCCGUCCGCAGCCCUUGUGUCGGCGAGGCUCCGCGCUAUGCUGGCGGCAUGGCCCGGUGCUCCAACUCUAUGGCGCUGCUGUUCAGCUUUGGCCUCCUUUGGCUGUGUUCAGGGGUUUUGGGUACUGACACAGAGGAGCGGCUGGUGGAGCAUCUCUUGGAUCCUUCCCGCUAUAACAAGCUGAUCCGUCCAGCUACUAACGGCUCUGAGCUGGUGACUGUACAGCUCAUGGUAUCAUUGGCACAGCUCAUCAGUGUGCACGAGCGGGAGCAGAUCAUGACCACCAACGUCUGGCUGACCCAGGAGUGGGAAGAUUAUCGCCUCACAUGGAAGCCUGAGGAUUUCGACAAUAUGAAGAAAGUCCGGCUCCCUUCUAAGCACAUCUGGCUCCCAGAUGUGGUUCUAUACAACAAUGCUGAUGGCAUGUACGAAGUCUCCUUCUAUUCCAAUGCUGUGGUCUCCUAUGAUGGCAGCAUCUUCUGGCUACCGCCUGCCAUCUACAAGAGCGCAUGCAAGAUUGAGGUGAAGCACUUCCCAUUUGACCAGCAGAACUGCACCAUGAAGUUCCGCUCCUGGACCUACGACCGCACUGAGAUUGACCUGGUGCUCAAAAGCGAUGUGGCCAGCCUGGACGACUUCACACCUAGUGGGGAGUGGGACAUCAUCGCACUGCCAGGCCGACGCAAUGAGAACCCAGACGACUCCACCUACGUGGACAUCACCUACGACUUCAUCAUUCGUCGCAAACCGCUCUUCUACACCAUCAACCUCAUCAUUCCCUGCGUACUCAUCACCUCCCUGGCCAUCCUGGUCUUCUACUUGCCCUCAGACUGUGGUGAAAAGAUGACACUUUGUAUUUCUGUGCUGCUGGCGCUCACGGUGUUCCUGCUGCUCAUCUCCAAGAUUGUGCCUCCCACCUCCCUCGAUGUGCCGCUGGUGGGAAAGUACCUCAUGUUCACCAUGGUGCUAGUCACCUUCUCCAUCGUCACUAGCGUGUGUGUGCUCAAUGUGCACCACCGUUCGCCUACCACGCACACCAUGGCGCCCUGGGUCAAGGUGGUCUUCCUGGAGAAGUUGCCCACCCUCCUCUUCCUGCAGCAGCCACGCCACCGCUGUGCACGUCAGCGCCUGCGCUUGCGAAGGCGCCAGCGGGAACGUGAGGGAGCAGGCACACUAUUCUUCCGCGAAGGUCCUGCAGCUGACCCAUGUACCUGCUUUGUCAAUCCCGCAUCAGUACAGGGCUUGGCUGGGGCUUUCCAGGCUGAGCCCGCUGCAGCUGGUCCGGGGCGCUCGGUGGGCCCAUGCAGCUGUGGCCUCCGGGAAGCUGUGGACGGCGUACGCUUCAUUGCGGACCAUAUUCGAAGUGAAGAUGAUGACCAGAGUGUGAGGGAGGACUGGAAAUAUGUUGCCAUGGUGAUCGACCGCCUGUUCCUCUGGAUCUUUGUCUUUGUCUGUGUCUUUGGGACCAUCGGCAUGUUCCUGCAGCCCCUCUUCCAGAACUACACUGCCACCACCUUCCUUCACCCUGACCACUCAGCUCCCAGCUCCAAGUGAGGUCUCUCAUUUGCAGCUCCUCAUCCCGUGACCCCUGGGGUUCAGUAGUAUUGGGUGGAAGAUGGAUUGAUCCCCACUCCACUGAAGCCUGCUUCACACCUCCAUUCGCACAGAGGCCUCCAGCCUGGAGGCUGGACCAGCUGCCUCAUGUUCAAGCAUUCUCCCUCCCCUCUGAGCUGAUUCAGGCAGUAGUGUUAACCGUGGGGGCCAAGGCUGGUAAGUAGAGGCCAGAGAUCUCAGAGCCACCUACCCUGAUAAGGGUGCUGGAGACGGGGCCAAGAAAGGGACAGUUAUCUAUGGCUUCCGAGUCAUGGGAGAAGAGAAGGUAGGGUGAGGAGUUCAGAUUCUGCAGCCAGGCUGGCAAUGGCGUCUCCUGAGAUAAAAAGUGCAGGGUAUGGCUAGUAAUUGGCACCCGCCCACUUAGGCGGACAACACUUGUCUGGGAAGACUUGCAGUUUUAGGGAGUUCUCUUGAGAGCUCCUACAAGUCUCCUGGGUUGCUUCAAUGCAAUCCCACAGCCUGUGCCUCAGAGGGCUCCAGAACCCAGCCCCAGCUUCUGCCAGUGCAGAAUUCUCUGUACCUCUAGAUUUUUCUCUUUCCUUUCUCACUUGGGAAAGGUGAGGUGUUGGGCGAACCUUUGAAGGUCAUGAGCUAGGUGAGAAGUCUAGGCUCACAGUCUCAGAAGAACAUUUACAGUGCUGGCCUUCAUUGGGAGCCAUGCUACAGAUUCAGAACAAGCCUAGAAGGUGGGUCCCUUCCUCCUUGCCCCAAGGCCACGGACUGCUUAAAGGACAUAAGUGACAGACAUCUGAACUGUGCCUCAGUGUCAGAUGAACUCAUGGGCAUCUCUGCUUGGUGACUGGAGAGACAGACCUCCUACUAGAACAGGAAAUUAAAGGUUGCCGGUGUAAGGCCCCUCUCCAACCCCCAUAAACUUCCAGACCCAGAGAAAGCACCCUGAAGUCAUAAGCAGCACCUGGCUAGGUACUGUCCCUCUGGAGGGUAGCACCAGUGUUGGUUUUCCAGCCUCUGUGAGACCCCACCAGCUACCACUAGGACCACCUUUGACUUUACUACCUCCUGUAACUGUCUGAUGUCCAAAUUAGUCACCAGCCAGGACUGGAAAGAUCAGUGAACAGUUUGUCCAGCUCCUUUCCGCAUCCUGUUGAACAUAUCAGGCAGACAGUGCUCAUCUUAGAACCUGCUCCCAGCAUUUACACUGUGGGAAUAAAGGUAGGCAGGGCUGUGCAGGGUGAAAGGGACCCUGGCGUGUGGAGGAUCAUGGGACAGUGCUGUUCUUGCCAUUUUUAGUGCAGCCUUUGGAGGAAGACUGCAGUGGGGGAGGGGUGGUAUGAGGCUAUCAUGUGUCAGGAUGGUUUGAACCCUAAAGGACAUUGGCAGGUUUUGGGGAAACUCAGUCCCUACCACUUUGGGGCCUUCUGUCUCUAUCCGUGCUUCCUCCUACAUGGAGCUGUCUCUAGAGAGAAUCAGGUACCUGAUUUGGUGAGCCUGGAUGGGAACCUGGGACAGGGUGGCAUGGGAGUGGCAGUGAUGAAAGGUGUUGGGGACUCGAAUCAGGGACUAAGCUCCAGUAACCUGGCAGCCGCCUUUGCCUAGGCAGAUGGCCCACAGGUCCCCUGCCUCUGUGGAGACCUGCAAGUCUGGAGCAGCUAGUGCCAAGGGUGUGGAAAGCUGAGAACAAACAGGACACAGGACCCUCCAGAAGGCUCAUCUUGGGGAAGAUUGAAGGGGAAGGGCAGGACUUUCUUGUAAGGAACAAGGACAACGGUGGACCGGCCACUGUGCCUAUGCUAUGGGACUCCGUCUCUCACAGCCCUGCAGGGAAGCUCUUGAGACCAGAGGCAGCAGCAGAGCAAGCAUGACUUCCCAUGGGACCUGUUUCUUGCCUGUCCCCAUGGCCUUUGGGAGACUUCCUAGGGAGGAAAGCAAAGCCCUUUAUAAAGAGCCUUCUCCGAAUUGUUCCCCAAGAAGAGUAACAGGUCUUCCUGUUAUCACCUUCUGCUUUCUGCUUCUAGGCAGAAGGGGCUGUUGAGCCCCACAUGCACUGACCAGCUUCCCACUCACCAACUGGUCAGAGCCAAGUGUCACUUUGUAGUAAUUACCCCAUCGUGUCUGAGAAGUCUGUCAGUGUGCUGGUCACUUGCUUUCCAAAGGACCUGAUCACUUUGGGAACUGGUAGGACACCUCACCCACCCACCUUCAGUGCACUGUCCUAGGCAUGCCCUUGUCUCCAUUCCUGGAAUAUUUUCCAUGGUCCACCCCACCCACAAACUUACUCCCCCAUAGCUGGACUUAUUUCUCUUAAAAUUGUUUCCAAAUAUGUUGAGUUACUUUGUUCUGUUUGGGGCAAGGGGACUAACCCUUCCGGAUCAGAUUGGCAGAUAUAGAAAGGGAGGAUGCUGGAAAAUCUCCACUCAAGAGAGGGGAAAGCAAAAGUCAGCAAGGGUGAAGGGCAGUGUGUACUGCCCAGCCAGUGGUAUCUGCUCCCUUUGUUAGAUGCAAAAGAAAUGGCCAGGCGGCUAGACCCAGAAGGGACCUCUGGGGAAAGACCCUCUAUAAGGAACCACCAGGGGUGGUGUGGGCUUGGGCUUCCUCUCCAGUCUGGGUUCUAAAAUAUCCAGGCUUCAGUCAGCUGGCAGACCCCUACUGCACAGGCUUGAUCUGUGCUCAGAUCCUGGGAUCAGAGUGAAUUUGUGGGUGAGCCUCUUGGGGCCUUCAUCUAGGCUUUAAGGAAACCAUCUAUCUUUAAAUUUGAGGGCCAGGGAUCAACUGAAUCCACUUGUACGUGAUGCCAAUUUAUCCUGAGCAACACUUCUAGCCCACAAAGCUGGAUACACCCUCAGAAACUGGAAUACUCCAUUCCUUGAAUUUGGACUCAGUGGCUGCUGGAGGACAGAGGCACUGAGACUUUAGGACAGCAGGAGCUGUCACCUUGAACUGCCUUUAAAACUGCUCAGCUCAGUUAAACAGGGAGUGAAUGAUACCACAUGAAGCCCUGGACUUAAUUAAGUGCUGUGCCCCAAAACAUGUCACUGGGUCUUCUGACCUCAGUUGACCCAUCUGUGUAAAGGAUUAUGAGAGAGUUGACACUCAGUGUCUUUGGGUGUUGUCACUGUUGAAAGGUCAAAGACAGGUCUUCCAGUUCUGAAGUAAGUUUACUAAGAGCUGGGUUUCCUUAAAAUUUAAGAGGGAGGCUUUCGAUGCCAUCCACAAAGUUAAAAGGUGCAUCUGACGUGUCAUGGUCCCAGCUGCAACUGCCCUUUCAAAGGGCACGUACAGGGCAGUAAAGGCCGAGGCUUGUGGGGAGAGCAACACCAGCAAGACUGGCAGGAGCAGAGAUUUCUGCUGUCUCCAAUGCUGUUUUCUCAUUUGGGGCUUUGAAAUCUACUAAGCCCCACAACCCCCAAACUAGGAACAAAAGAUGACAGAGUGGGCUCAGGUGGGAAACAUUUUGAAGCAGGGAAAGUGCUGAGGACAUAGCCGGGUCCCCAACUGGCUGGCACACCACACCGCCCGAACUACAGUCAGACUGUAGAAGCACUGGGGCCCUUGAAACUACUGUGGCCAGAGAUCCUGUCCCAGGUCCCUGUUCCCAAUCUCACCUCCCCCAAGAACCAAGAUAUAAAACUUUAUAACAGUC
This is a messenger RNA of Mus caroli (Ryukyu mouse), 5614 nucleotides long. It is a transcript of the gene Chrnb2, whose product is annotated as cholinergic receptor nicotinic beta 2 subunit. Gene Ontology annotation, molecular function: transmembrane signaling receptor activity; acetylcholine-gated monoatomic cation-selective channel activity. The record is from RefSeq and is a predicted model, not a curated record. Gene Ontology annotation, biological process: monoatomic ion transmembrane transport. Gene Ontology annotation, cellular component: postsynaptic membrane. Lineage: Eukaryota; Metazoa; Chordata; Mammalia; Rodentia; Muridae.